AUGCCUCUUAUUCAGCUCAAGUUUUGGAGCGCCAAUAGUUACCAUGAUCUGAAAGACAAUGGAUUCAGUUUGCUGGUUCUUGCAGUCCCUGGAUUUCUGGUUGCGGUAUUCUUGUUGAAGCGCUUCUGGGCUGAAAAUCGAUCUGCUGAACAGACAUUUUACAACGUUUACUUUCAUCCUCUCGCAAAGGUGCCUGGUCCAUGCUUCGCAAAGGUGAACGGAAGCUAUAUGGCUCCUGCGCAAGCAAUGCUUUGCCGGGCACAGACUCUACUCGAGCUCCACAAAAGAUAUGGCUCGGUGGUCCGGAUUGGGCCAGGAGAGGUCUCGAUUUCGGACUGGAAAACAUACCGAGAAAUCUAUAGCCAUGGUGCUAGCACCAAACAGAAAGACUUUUACGAAGCCACUCGACUUGCUGGCCACGACAACGUUUUCACCAUGAUCCAUAAGGAUGCUCAUGCGAGUCGACGCAAGAUUCAGGAGAAGUCUUAUUCGCAACAAAACAUUCUCACAAAUGAAUCAUUGAUAGCAGACAAAGCCGAGAUAUUGACUCGAAGAAUGGCCAAGGGAUCCCAGCAUGGGCAUUCCGUCGAUGCAUUUCGACUUGUUGGCUUGUUCAGCUUGGAGGUGAUCCUAGCCUGUGCAUACAAUCGUCAACACGGGGAUGAACCGACCGACGAAUGCACGACUCUUCUGACUGCGAUGGAUGCCUCGGCGGUUGCAAUUAUCACCAGCGCAGCUGUGCCUGGCCUCAAACGCUCAGUCGGAAGGCGUCUGCCUGGAUCCAUAGGCAAAGCAUUUAGGCAGUGGGAUUCCUGGCAGAAGAUAACUACUAACCUUCUUGACACAUUUCAGCAGCAUGAAUUAGCCCAGGACAAAACUGGCCGGUUCAUGACCACACCACUAUUGCUUAGUGUAGACAAACAUCUGGGUCGCAAGCUGAAGCGUGAUGAGUUAAUCGAGGAACUAAUGGGGCUCACUUUCGCGGGCAGCGGCACCACAUCCACAACGUUGACAUAUCUACUCUACGCUUUAGCCAAGGACUCUGACCGUCAAGAACGACUGCGGGAGGAGCUACGAAGCUCGGCCGGAGACAGCCUCAACGAGCUUCAGCCACUACCAUAUCUAAAUGCGGUAAUCAAAGAAACCUUGCGUCUCUACCCUACAAUCAUGUCAACUUUACCACGAGUCCUGAACAAACCUUUAGUCGUGGAUAAGCAUCUGUUGCCGGUCGGCACUUCCGUCGGCAUGCAAAAUUACGUGCAUCACCGCGACCCCAAUCUUUAUCCCCAGCCUGACGAAUUCUGUCCUGAACGAUGGUUGAUGGAUGAUGCUGUGAAGCUCAAGGAUAUGGACGCCGGUUUGACGCCCUUCUCCCUAGGACCAUACAACUGUAUUGGUCAGAACCUAGCCCGGGCGGAAUUGUAUCUAGCAGUUGGUCGAGUCUUCCGAGGACUGAAACUCACGCUGAACGCUACCAUGAAAGAUUCGGACAUGGAGUUGGAGGAUAGAUUCAACAUUGCUCCGAGAGGAAGGCGGCUAUUAUUUGAUGUGAAGAUCGUAUGA
Exophiala bonariae is the source of this 1563-nucleotide messenger RNA. RefSeq lists its product as uncharacterized. The transcript is spliced from 3 exons. The record is from RefSeq and is a predicted model, not a curated record. The coding region runs from base 1 to 1563 and encodes 520 amino acids. Gene Ontology annotation, molecular function: iron ion binding; monooxygenase activity; heme binding. Lineage: Eukaryota; Fungi; Ascomycota; Eurotiomycetes; Chaetothyriales; Herpotrichiellaceae.